AUGCCCGACACCCGCCAGCAGUCGUUCGACGAGAUCUACGGCCCGCCAGAGAACUUCCUCGAGAUCGAGGUGCGCAACCCGCGCACCCACGGCAUGGGCCGCUCCAUGUACACAGACUACGAGAUUGUCUGCCGAACCAACAUCCCCGCCUUCAAGCUGCGCCAGUCGACGGUGCGUCGCCGGUACUCGGACUUUGAGUACUUUCGGGACAUUCUCGAGCGGGAGAGCGCGCGCGUGACCAUCCCGCCGCUGCCCGGCAAGGUCUUCACCAACCGCUUCAGCGACGAUGUGAUUGAGGGACGGCGCGCCGGCCUGGAGAAGUUUCUCAAGAUUGUGGUUGGCCACCCCUUGCUGCAGACUGGUAGCAAGGUGCUGGCGGCAUUUGUGCAGGACCCCAACUGGGACCGGAGUGCCUGGUGA
This is a messenger RNA of Emericellopsis atlantica, 420 nucleotides long. RefSeq names its product Golgi membrane sorting nexin. The coding region runs from base 1 to 420 and encodes 139 amino acids. Lineage: Eukaryota; Fungi; Ascomycota; Sordariomycetes; Hypocreales; Bionectriaceae. The record is from RefSeq and is a predicted model, not a curated record. Gene Ontology annotation, cellular component: retromer complex; early endosome membrane. Gene Ontology annotation, biological process: late endosome to Golgi transport; endocytic recycling. The transcript is spliced from 2 exons. Gene Ontology annotation, molecular function: phosphatidylinositol-3-phosphate binding.